CGUACGCGCAUGUCAAUCAUGGUCCAACAUGGAUGGGAUUAGAAUGCAGUAGGGCUGGUAACGGGGGAGUCGGUGAUUAAAUAAGUCAAAUUAAACAGGAUCGGCUGCUAGAGCAGCCAGGGGAGACGAGGGAAAAGAUGCCUUCUCCGUCUUUCUCCCUGAAUGCCCAGUCAAGGUUUGAUUCCAAAUGGCUGAAGACGGACUUGCAGCGUAUAUUUUCUCCAGAUGGGUUAUGUGAGUUAUGGAACGAGUUGGUAAAAGAUGAAGAAAUUACUUGCAAUGGGGAAGAAUCUGCACAGCCAGAAGACAGCGUGGAUUGUGUUGGAAGCCAGAAGAAGGAUGAGUCUAAUGACAAGGAGAAGAAAGAGGAAGAAGAAGCGUCAACGUCUGUCCAUCACUCCAUCAUUGAGACAUGGGACUGGGGCCGACAGCCAGACGAGAGUGAGCUGAAGGAGUGCCUGUUGGUGCUGGUGGAUGACCAGCAGAAGCUGGCGGCCGCCACGGCCAAGAGCACGCUGUCCGCGGCGCGGCUGCGGCAGAGGCUGGCCAUCCUGGAGCGCUACCUCAUCGCGCUGAGCCGGAGCAUGCGGGAGGAGAAGUACAAGGCCCGGUGGAAGAGCUCGCCCAGCCCCCCGCUGCCGGCCGCUGACAAGAAAAGCUCACGGCCUGCUGGGAAGGGGGUGGAAGGCCUGGCCAGGGUGGGCUCCAGAGCGGCGCUCUCCUUCGCAUUCGCAUUCCUUCGCAGAGCAUGGAGGUCAGGUGAGGAUGCUGACCUGUGCAGCGAGCUGCUUCAGGAGUCCCUUGAUGCCCUCCGGGCUCUGCCAGAGGCCUCUCUGUUUGAUGAGGGAACAGUGUCGUCUGUGUGGCUGGAAGUGGUGGAGAGGGCAACCAAAUUCCUGAGUGAUGUCCAUGGAAGUCCAAGCGCCAAAGGUCCAGGGAACAUUCCGCUGCAGGAUCAGCACUUAGCUCUGGCAAUCCUGCUGGAGCUGGCAGUGCAGAGGGGCACCCUGAGUCAGCUGUUGUCUGCUGUAUUGUUGCUACUGCGUCUGUGGGACAGUGGCACCAGGGAGACGGACAAUGAGCGAUCAGCUCAGGGCACCAGUGCCCCUCUCCUGCCCCUGCUUCAGCGAUUUCAGAACAUACACUGCAGCAAAGACCUGCCCAGCACCGAGGAGGAGAUGGAGAUUUUGACUGCACCACUGAGCCCCAAUGAAAGCUUUCUGCGCUACCUGACUCUGCCGCAGGACAAUGACCUUGCCAUUGACCUCCGGCAGACAGCGGUGGUGAUAAUGGCCCACCUGGAUCGUCUGGCGGGCCCCUGUAGCCCCCCACAGUGCAGCUCUCCAACCUCCCACAAGGGCACUCUGCAGGAGGUGAUUGGCUGGGGGAUGCUGGGCUGGAAAGCCCACGCGAAUGUGAGCGGUCCGGUGCAGUGCAAGAAUCUGGCUAACCUUGGAGUCAUUCAGAUUGUGUGCUCAGAGAAGGGCUUCCUGAUCCUGUCAAGGAAUGGAGGAGUCUACACCCAGAAUUAUAAGAGCACCACCCUGGCUCCCGUGCUGGUGCAGGGCCUGGCCUCCAGGAAGAUUGUGAAGAUUGCGGCCCAUCCCGAUGGGCAGCACUACCUGGCGCUGUCGGCCAAUGGGGAGGUUUUCUCUUGGGGCUGCGGGGACGGAGGCCGCCUGGGGCACGGGGACACCACGUACCUGGAAGAGCCAGCGAUGAUCUCUGCCUUCACGGGGAAGCAGUCUGGGAAACACGUUGUGCACGUCGCCUGUGGGAGCACGUAUAGCGCCGCCAUUACUGCAGACGGGGAGCUGUACACCUGGGGCAGAGGAAACUAUGGCCGACUUGGACACGGAUCCAGUGAAGAUCAGACCACUCCCAUGCUUGUCACUGGGCUCAAGGGUCUGAAGGUCAUUGAUGUGGCCUGUGGAAGUGGGGAUGCUCAGACACUGGCAGUUACGGAGAACGGUCAGGUGUGGUCCUGGGGUGACGGGGACUAUGGGAAGCUGGGAAGGGGGGGGAGCGACGGCUGCAAGACCCCCAAGCUGGUGGAGAAGCUGCAGGACCUGGACAUCGUGAAGGUGUGCUGCGGGAGCCAGUUCUCCGUGGCUCUGACGAAGGAUGGCCAGGUGUACACGUGGGGCAAGGGGGACAACCAGCGCCUUGGCCACGGCACGGACGAGCACGUCCGGUACCCCAAGCUGCUGGACAGUUUACAAGGCAAAAAAGUGGUCGACAUUGCAGUUGGUUCUACGCAUUGCUUAGCCCUCACUGACGAAGGGGAAGUGCAUAGCUGGGGCAGCAACGACAAGUUCCAGCAUUUCGACACGCUGUUCUCCAACAAAAAACAGCCUAAAGCUCUGCCCGGUCUCAAUUCCAAACAUAUUGUGGGAAUUUCCUGUGGCCCUGGUCAGAGUUUUGCCUGGUCUUCGUGUUCGGAGUGGUCCAUCGGCCUGCGGGUGCCGUUUGUGGUGGACGUGUGCCCCAUGACCUUUGAGCAGCUGGACCUGCUGCUGCGGCAAGUGAGCGAGGGAAUGGACGGCAGCUCCGACUGGCCCCCUCCGCAGGAGAAGGAGUGUAUGGUGGUGGCCACGCUCAACCUGCUGAGGCUUCAGCUUCACGCGGCCAUCAGUAACCAGGUAGACCCUGAAGUCCUGGGCCUGGGCUUAGGCAGUGUGCUCCUGAACAGCCUGAAGCAGACGGUGGUGACCCUGGCCAGCAACGCCGGGGUCCUCAACACGGUGCAGUCCGCAGCCCAAGCGGUUCUCCAGAGCGGCUGGUCGGUGCUGCUGCCCACGGCGGAGGAAAGAGCAAGGGCUCUGUCUGCGCUUUUGCCCAACGCAGUGUUGGGAAAUGAGACGAGUGUGAGCCCUGGUCGUCGUUUCAUGAUCGAUCUCCUAGUGAGCAGCCUCAUGGCGGACGGAGGCCUGGAAUCGGCACUGAGUGCUGCUAUUACUGCUGAAAUACAGGACAUUGAGGCUAAGAAGGAGGCCCAGAAGGAAAAGGAAAUAGACGAACAGGAAGCUAACGCAUCGACACUGCACCGCAGCAGGACUCCCCUGGACAAGGACCUCAUUAACACCGGGAUCUACGAGUCGGCUGGGAAGCAGAGCCUGCCUCUGGUGCAACUUGUUCAGCAGUUACUUAGGAAUAUAGCCUCCCAGACGAUAGCCAGGCUGAAGGACGUAGCUCGGCGGAUUUCUAAUUGUCUGGAUGCGGAACACUUCAGCAAGGAGAGGUCGGCUUCCCUGGACCUGCUGCUGCGCUUUCAGAGGCUGCUGGUCAGCAAACUGUACCUUGGGGUGAACGGACCAGAGGGUGUUGGUGGAUACAGUCCGGAGCUUUUGGGAGUGGGGUCCUUGUUGAAGAAGUACAUUGCACUGCUGUGUACGCACAUUGGAGACAUCCUUCCUGUUGCCACCAGCAUCGCAUUCACUGGUUACAGGCCUUUUGCAGAGGUGUCUCGUAUCAUUGAAGGUGACCUGACAGGUGUGUUGCUGCCUGAGUUGGUCGUGUCUAUAGUUCUCUUACUGACCAUGGAUGCAGGUUUAAUGCAAGAGACUGGAUCCAUUCCUUUGUUGGCUGGAUUACUGGAACAUCUGGAUCGAUUCAAUCACCUGGCGCCAGGGAGGGAGAGAGAUGAUAAUGAAGACCUGGCCUGGCCUGGGAUAAUGGGUUCAUUCUUCACAGGACAGAGUUCUAGGAACAAUGAGGAAGUGUCUCUCAUUCGCAAAGCUGACCUGGAGAACCACAACAAAGAUGGAGGCUUCUGGACUGUGAUUGAUGGGAAGGUUUAUGACAUCAAGGAUUUCCAGGCUCAGUCCCUGACAGGAAACAGCAUCCUUGCCCAGUUUGCAGGAGAGGACCCUGUUGUUGCUUUAGAAGCUGCCCUGCAGUUUGAAGACACCAGGGAAUCCAUGCAGGCCUUCUGCGUUGGCCAGUACAUAGAGCCUAACCAGGAGACAGUGACUACCCCUGACCUUGGCAGUCUUUCGUCCCCUCUGAUGGACACAGAGAGAAACCUGGGGCUUCUGCUAGGCUUGCAUGCCUCCUAUCUGGUCAUGAGCACACCGCUUUCCCCAAUGGAGAUUGAAUGUGCUAAAUGGCUUCAGUCCUCCAUUUUCUCUGGAGGACUGCAGACCAGCCAGAUCCACUACAACUACAAUGAGGAGAAAGAUGAAGAUCACUGCAGUUCCCCUGGGACCACCACCCCAGACAAGUCCAAACUGUAUUCCCGGAGGCUCACACUCAGUGACCAUUCCCAGCCCUUUUUACAAGCCAUUGCGGACAACAACAUCCAGGACCACACUGUGAAGGACUUUUUAUGCCAAAUUGAGCGUUGCUGCAAGCAGUACCACCUCAUCACACCCAUCAUCUUCCCUCCAGAGCACCCCGUGGAAGAAGUAGGCCGCCUGCUUCUGUGCUGUCUUCUCAAACACCAGGACUUGGGUGGUCAGUGUGGUGCAUUACCUGUUCUCCAUUUUGCUUUGCAGACUCACCAGGAGCAGGGACGCUCCUAUAAAGAGGUGUGCGCUCCAGUCAUAGAGCGCCUUCGCUUCCUUUUCAACGAGCUGCGUCCAGCUGUCAGCAAUGACCUGUCUAUCAUGUCCAAGCUGAAGCUACUGAGCUCCCAGCCUCGAUGGAAGAGAAUCGUACAGAAGCUUAUUCGUGAUUGCCGGAAAAAGAAAGUUCCUAAGAAGUCUGAGUCUGCUGAUGUAGAGGAGUCUAAAAUGGAAAAUGAAGAGACCAAUUCAGAAGACCCCCGUGUGGGCCCCAUCAGUCCAGCCCCUGUUGAUAAGAAGCCACUGCCCGUGAAAUCACCCAAGCAGGACAAGUGGCAGCCUCUAUUGAGCACAGUGACCAGCGUCCAGAGGUACAAGUGGCUUAAACACACCGUUAAGGGGGUCUUUCCUCAGUCAGCCCUCAUGGCCACCAUUGUGGAAUUUGCGCUGAAAGAGGAGCCCUUGGAUGUAGAAAAAAUGAGGAAGUGUCUCUUAAAACAGCUGGAACGGGCAGAGGUGCGGCUGGAGGGAAUCGACACGAUGCUGAAGCUGGCAUCGAAGAGCUUCCUGCUCCCCUCGGUGCAGUAUGCCAUGCUGUGUGGCUGGCAGAGGCUCAUUCCCGAAGGGACCAAUAUAGGGGAACCGCUGUCAGACUGCUUGAAGGAUGUGGAUCUUAUUCCUCCUUUUAACCGAAUGCUGCUUGAAGUUACUUUUGGUAAACUUUAUGCUUGGGCGAUUCAAAAUGUCCGCAAUAUUCUGCUGGAUGCCAGUACCAGGUUUAAAGAACUUGGUGUACAGCCUGUUCCUUUGCAAACCAUCACCAAUGAAAACCCAGCGGGACCAAGUCUUGGCACCAUUCCACAAGCUCGCUUCCUCCUGGUCAUGUUGAACAUGCUGUCCUUGAAACACGGAGCCAACAGCCUCAGCCUGCUCCUGAAUUCAGGCAUGCUGGCCCUGACACAGUCCAUCCUUCGACUGAUCGGUCCCAGCUCUGACACCAACGAGGAGGACCUGGGCUCCAAUGUCCAUGGGGGUUCGGCAACAGUGCUGGAGGAGUCCAGGAAGGAAUCGGCUCCGAUCCCCUUGCCUGCUUCCGGUCCCGAGCUGGCUGCCAUGAUGAAGAUAGGGACUAGAGUGAUGAGGGGAGUGGACUGGAAAUGGGGGGAUCAGGACGGUCCAGCUCCGGGGCUGGGGCGUGUGAUUGGAGAGCUGGGAGAGGACGGUUGGAUCAGGGUCCAGUGGGACACAGGCAGCACGAACUCUUACAGAAUGGGCAAGGAGGGCAAAUACGAUCUGAAGCUGGCAGAGUCUCCGCCUGCCGCCCAGCCUACAACGGAGGACUCCGACACGGAAGAUGAUGCGGAAGGAGAGCCCGCAGAGAGGAGCGUCCACCCCACUGCCAUGAUGCUGACCAGCACUGUGAACCUGCUCAAGACUCUGGCCCUUUCUGCUGGGAUCCACGCUGACGUGAUGCAGACUGAAGCCAUUAAGACCCUCUGCGGCCUACUGCGAAUGCUGGUGGAAAAUGGAACCACAGACAAAACAAGUUGCUCUACAAGUAAGCAAGUGUCCAGGGAGCAGCAUAAGAGCUGGUGCACUCUGGGCUUUAUCCGAAGCAUUGCUCUGAUGCCCCAGAUGUGCAGCACACUCAGCACCUCCCAGUGGAUCAACCUGCUCAUCAAGAUUGUUGAGGGACACCAGUCAUUUACUGCUGUCACUCUGCAGAGACAGAUCUUAGCUCUCCGUCUACUUCAGGCGGUUCUUCCUUCCUGGGAUAAAAUGGAAAGAUCUCAGGAUAUGAAGUUCCUGGUGGAGAAGCUCUUUGGAUUUUUGGGGAGUUUGCUGGCUACCUGCUCAUCGGAUCUCCCGCUUUUAAGAGAAGGCUCCCUGAGGAGGCGGAAGUCUCGGCCUCAGGCGUCCCUCACUGCCACCCACAGCAGCACUCUGGCGGAGGAGAUUGUGGCGGUGCUCCGGAGCCUGCACUCCCUCGGCCAGUGGAACGGCCUCAUCAACGACUACAUCAACUCCCAGCUCAGCUGCAUCAGCGACGUCAUGGCCGGGAGGCAGGCCGAAGCGACUCUCCUGGAGGAGUACUUCCCUGACGCGGAGGGCCCUGAGGUGGGCAGCCUAAUGGCUGUCCUGGCGGUGAUUGGAGGGAUAGACAGCAGGCUGCGCCUCGGGGGCCAGGUCACCCACGAGGAGUACGGAGAGGGCACCGUGACCCGGAUCACCCCCAAGGGCAGGAUCACGGUGCAGUUCCACGAAAUGCGGACCUGUCGCGUGUGUCCCCUGAGCCAGCUCAAACCGCUGCCGGUGAUGGCCUUCAGUGUGAAUAACUUGCCCUUCACCGAGCCCAUGCUGGCAGUCUGGGCCCAGCUGGUCAACCUGGCAGGGAGCAAACUGGAGAAGCACCGGCUGAAGAAGCCCCCCGGGCGGGGUCUGCCAGAUCAAGUGGACUUGCACUUGCUGAGAUGUCAGCAGCUGCGGUUAUACAUCCUAAAAGCAGCCAGGGCUUUGCUUUCCCAUCAGGACAAACUGCGACAGAUUCUGUCUCAGCCGGCCGUCCUGGAACUGGGAACCAAUCAUGGGGAAGAAGUGGCGUCGUCUCCUGACGUGGGGGACCUGUCCCCCGAGGGCCCCCUGCCCCCACUCAUCCUCCUGCAGCAGCUGCUGUCCGCGGCCACGCAGCCCUCCCCGGUCAAGGCCAUCUUCGACAGGCAGGAGCUCGAGGCCGCAGCCCUGGCUGUGUGUCAGUAUCUGGCAGUGGAGUCCACGCACCCCUCAUCCCCACUGUUCGACGACAGCAGCUCCAGCGAGGCCACCACACCAGUCACCGUGCAGCAAGUCCGGCCCCCAAAGCCAAAGAAGCACAAGGCUUCGCCGAUACCACCGCUGCCCAUUGUCGUCCAGCUGAUGGAAAUGGGCUUCCAGAGGAAGAAUAUAGAGUUUGCACUGAAGUCCCUGUCAGGGACUACUGGGAGUGCGUCUGGGCUGCCAGGUGUGGAGGCGCUGGUGGGCUGGCUGCUGGAUCACCCCGACGUGCAGAUCGCUGACCUGUCCGAUGCCGACACCGUCUCCGACGAGUAUUCGGACGAUGAGGUCCUGGAUGACUUGGAGGAACCAGAGGCUGCCUAUCCUGUGCCUCUGGGUGCCGUGGUGACGGAGAGUCAGACAUUCAAGAAGAGAUCAGAUUUUCAAAGCAAUGAUGAUUACGCUGUGUAUGUGCGAGAGAACAUCCAGGUGGGGAUGAUGGUGAGGUGCUGCAGGACAUACGAGGAGGUGUAUGAAGGGGAUGUCGGGAAAGUCAUUAAACUGGACAGAGAUGGACUUCAUGACCUGAAUGUGCAGUGUGACUGGCAGCAGAAAGGUGGCACGUACUGGGUCAGAUACAUCCACACGGAACUCCUGGGUUUCCCCCCGCAGAACUCUCCCUCGCACAUUAAGAUCGGGGAUAAAGUGAGAGUCAAGCCUUCAGUCACGACGCCAAAGUACAAAUGGGGCUCUGUUACUCAUCGGAGUGUGGGAGUUGUGAAAGCUUUCAGUGCCAACGGCAAAGAUGUGAUAGUGGACUUCCCUCAGCAGUCUCACUGGACAGGCUUGCUGUCCGAAAUGGAGUUGGUGCCCAGUGUUCACCCUGGAGUCAGAUGUGAUGGCUGCCAGAUGUUCCCCAUCAAUGGCCCCAGAUUCAAGUGCAGAAACUGUGAUGAUUUUGACUUCUGUGAAAACUGUUUCAAAACUCGGAAGCACAACACCAGGCACACGUUUGGCAGGAUAAAUGAACCAGGUCAGUCCCCAGCUUUCUGCGGCCGCUCCGGGAAGCAGCUGAAACGGCACCACAGCAGCCAGCGGGGCAUGCUGAUAGACGAGUGGUCCCGGGCGGUGAAGACCCUCAGCGUCUCGUCCUCCGUGAACCAGGCCUCUCGCCUUGUGGAUGGCAGCGAGCAGUGCUGGCAGUCCUCGGGGUCACAGGGCAAACACUGGAUUCGCUUGGAGCUCUUCCCAGACGUGCUUGUUCACAGGCUGAAGAUGAUUGUGGACCCUGCAGACAGCAGCUACAUGCCUUCUCUCGUGGUGGUCUCAGGUGGGAAUUCCCUGAAUAACCUUAUUGAACUGAAAACCAUCAACAUCAACCCCACAGACACCACCGUUCCCCUGCUGAGUGACUGCUCUGAGUAUCACCGGUAUAUUGAAAUAGCCAUCAAGCAGUGUCGCAGCUCUGGGAUAGACUGCAAGAUCCAUGGCCUGGGCAUUGUGGGCCGCAUCCGAGCAGAGGACGAAGACCUGGCCACUGUACCAUUCCUGGCGUCCGACAACGAGGAGGAUGAUGACGACAAGGCUAAUACUGGAAGCCUCGUUCGAAAGAAAUCUGCUGGGCUGGAGUCGGCAGCCACCAUUAGAACCAAAGUCUUCGUCUGGGGGCUGAAUGAUAAAGACCAGCUUGGUGGACUCAAGGGUUCGAAGAUUAAGGUGCCUUCCUUUUCCGAAACUCUAUCCGCACUCAAUGUGGUGCAGGUUGCUGGGGGUUCAAAGAGCUUGUUUGCAGUGACGGCGGAGGGAAAGGUAUAUGCCUGUGGCGAAGCUACCAAUGGAAGGCUAGGCUUGGGGCUCUCCAGUGGAACUAUUCCCAUUCCCCGGCAGAUCACUGCUCUCAGCAACUACGUGGUGAAGAAGGUGGCUGUGCACUCAGGUGGGCGUCAUGCAAUGGCUCUAACAGUGGAUGGGAAGGUCUUUUCUUGGGGAGAAGGAGAUGACGGAAAACUUGGACACUUCAGUAGAAUGAACUGCGACAAGCCACGGCUCAUUGAGGCCUUGAAGACCAAGCGAAUCCGGGACAUUGCCUGCGGGAGCUCCCACAGCGCAGCCAUCACCUCCAGUGGGGAGCUGUACACCUGGGGCCUGGGCGAAUACGGCAGGCUGGGCCACGGUGACAACACGACUCAGCUGAGGCCCAAACUGGUGAAAGUCCUUCUGGGUCAUCGCGUUAUUCAGGUGGCCUGUGGAAGCAGAGAUGCUCAGACAUUGGCUUUGACUGAUGAAGGGCUGGUGUUCUCCUGGGGAGACGGGGACUUUGGGAAGCUCGGCCGAGGGGGAAGUGAGGGCUGCAACAUUCCCCAGAACAUCGAGAGGCUCAAUGGCCAAGGAGUGUGUCAGAUUGAGUGCGGAGCUCAGUUCUCCUUGGCCUUGACCAAGUCCGGAGUGGUGUGGACCUGGGGCAAAGGAGACUACUUCAGACUGGGUCAUGGGACAGAUGUCCAUGUUCGCAAACCGCAGGUUGUGGAGGGUCUGAGAGGCAAGAAGAUUGUCCAUGUGGCUGUGGGGGCGCUGCACUGUCUUGCCGUCACAGACGCAGGACAAGUGUAUGCCUGGGGUGACAAUGACCAUGGCCAACAGGGGAAUGGGACCACCACUGUCAACAGAAAGCCCACCCUGGUGCAGGGUCUAGAGGGCCAGAAGAUCACCCGUGUGGCCUGUGGCUCAUCCCACAGCGUCGCAUGGACCACUGUGGAUGUCACCACUCCCUCCGUGCAUGAGCCAGUCCUCUUUCAGACCGCCAGGGAUCCACUGGGAGCCUCCUAUUUAGGUGUGCAGUCAGACAGUGAUUCUUCCACAGUCAGCAAUAAGAUCAGUGGUCAGAGUAACGUCAAGCCCAACCGGCCCUCCUUGGCCAAAAUCCUGCUGUCCCUGGAUGGAAACCUGGCCAAGCAGCAGGCCCUGUCUCAUGUGCUCACUGCUCUGCAGAUCAUGUAUGCCAGAGAUGCGGUGGUUGGAGCCCUGAUGCCCGCCAGUAUGAUCGUGCCGAAGGAAUGCCCUUCCAGCUCCCCGGUGCCGCCCCCCGACUCCUCCGCUGCCUCCAGCCCUGUGGAGGUGGAGGGGCCCCCUUUACCAGCCGAGGUGGAGGAGCGCCUCAGCCCAAACCCCUGGCAGGACCGCAGGGGGGAGGUCGGUUCUUCAGAAGAUGCCAUCACACCUUCUUCUGCAGUGACCCCAUCUGCUGUCGCUGCCUCCUCACGCCCCUUCAUCCCCGUCACUGAUGACCCAGGUGCUGCCAGCAUCAUCGCCGAGACCAUGACAAAAACCAAAGAGGAUGCUGAGAGCCAGAACAAAACAACUGGCCCCGAGCCCCAGUACUUGGACGAGUUCACCAGCCUGCUGGUUCCCGAUGACACUCGCGUCAUGGUGGACCUGCUGAAGCUGGGAGUGUCUGCCCGCUCGGGGGAGAAGGGAAAGGAAGUCCUGUCCGCGGUUCUGUCUGGCAUGGGCACAGCCUACCCACAGGUGGCCGAUAUGCUGCUAGAGCUGUGUGUGACAGAGCUGGAGGAUGUGGCCACUGACUCCCAGAGCGGGCGCCUGUCUUCCCAGCCUGUAGUGGUGGAGAGCAGCCACCCCUACACUGAUGACACCUCUACCAGCGGCACUGUCAAAAUACCAGGUGCGGAAGGCCUGAGAGUGGAAUUCGACCGUCAGUGUUCCACUGAAAGACGCCAUGAUCCACUCACCAUCAUGGAUGGAGCCAACAGGAUAGUGUCUGUCCGAUCAGGUCGGGAGUGGUCCGAUUGGUCAAGCGAGCUGCGCAUUCCCGGAGACGAGCUGAAGUGGAAGUUCACCAGCGAUGGCUCCGUCAACGGCUGGGGCUGGCGCUUCACGGUUUAUCCCAUCAUGCCCGCUGCAGGGCCUAAGGAUCUGCUGUCCGAUCGCUGCAUCCUUUCCUGUCCCUCGAUGGACCUUGUCACCUGUCUGCUGGAUUUCCGCCUCAACUUCGCCUCUAACCGGGGGAUCGUUCCUCGGCUGGCCGCCUCUCUGGCAGCCUGUGCUCAGCUCAGUGCGCUGGCUGCAGGGCAUCGCAUGUGGGCCCUGCAGAGGCUUCGCAAGCUCCUCACCACAGAGUUCGGCCAGUCCAUCAAUAUCAACAGGCUGCUGGGAGAUUCCGAGGGGGAAGCGCGCUCCAUGAGUUUUACAGGCAGUGCCUUGGCAGCUUUGGUGAAGGGACUUCCGGAGGCCCUGCAACGACAGUACGAAUACGAAGAUCCGAUCGUGAGAGGAGGCAAGCAGCUGCUCCACAGUCCAUUCUUCAAGGUGCUGGUAGCCCUGGCCUGUGACCUGGAACUGGACACUCUGCCCUGCUGUGCAGAGACGCACAAGUGGGCCUGGUUCAGGAGAUACUGCACAGCCUCCAGAGUGGCUGUAGCCUUGGAUAAGAGAACGCCUUUGCCUCGCCAGUUUCUUGAUGAGGUGGCCAAGAAAAUCAGAGAGCUGAUGGCGGACAAUGAGAACAUGAACGUCCUUCAUGAAAGUCACGAAGUGUUCAAGAGGGAGCAGGAUGAACAGCUUGUGCAGUGGAUGAACAGGAGGCCGGAUGACUGGACUUUAUCCGCUGGGGGAAGUGGGACUAUCUACGGCUGGGGCCAUAACCACAGAGGGCAACUUGGGGGCAUCGAAGGGGCAAAGGUCAAAGUUCCUACCCCAUGUGAAGCCCUGGCCACUCUGAGGCCCGUGCAGCUGAUUGGCGGAGAGCAGACUCUCUUCGCAGUGACAGCUGAUGGGAAGCUGUACGCUACAGGCUAUGGCGCAGGAGGAAGGCUGGGGAUUGGCGGCACCGAGUCGGUGUCCACGCCCACUCUGCUGGAGUCCAUCCAGCACGUCUUCAUCAAGAAGGUGGCUGUGAACUCCGGGGGCAAGCACUGCCUGGCCCUCUCCUCGGAGGGGGAGGUGUAUUCCUGGGGCGAGGCCGAGGAUGGCAAGCUGGGCCACGGCAACAGGAGCCCUUGUGACCGCCCCCGUGUGAUUGAGUCUCUGAGAGGCAUCGAGGUGGUAGAUAUCGCCGCAGGGGGCGCUCACAGUGCCUGCAUCACGGCCAGUGGGGAGCUGUACACCUGGGGCAAAGGUCGCUACGGGCGCCUGGGACACGGAGACAGCGAGGAUCAACUAAAACCCAAACUGGUGGACGCCCUGCAGGGCCACCGCGUGAUCGACGUGGCCUGUGGCAGCGGGGAUGCCCAGACGCUCUGCUUGACGGACGACGACACGGUGUGGUCCUGGGGGGACGGGGACUACGGCAAGCUGGGGAGGGGAGGCAGCGACGGCUGCAAGGUCCCCAUGAAGAUUGAUUCUCUUACUGGACUUGGAGUUAUUAAGGUCGAGUGUGGCUCUCAGUUUUCUGUGGCAUUAACCAAGUCUGGAGCUGUUUAUACAUGGGGGAAAGGGGACUACCAUAGGCUGGGCCACGGCUCUGAUGAUCAUGUGAGGAGGCCGAGGCAGGUCCAGGGCCUGCAGGGCAAGAAAGUGAUCGCCAUCGCCACGGGCUCCCUGCACUGUGUCUCCUGCACUGAGGAUGGGGAAGUGUACACGUGGGGAGACAACGAUGAAGGGCAGCUGGGAGACGGCACCACCAACGCCAUCCAGAGACCUCGGCUGGUGGCUGCGCUCCAGGGGAAGAAGAUAAACCGGGUGGCCUGCGGCUCAGCACACACUUUGGCCUGGUCCACCAGCAAGCCUGCCAACGCUGGCAAGCUGCCUGCUCAGGUUCCCAUGGAGUACAAUCACCUCCAGGAGAUUCCCAUCAUUGCCCUGCGGAACAGGCUGCUCCUGCUGCAUCACAUUUCAGAGCUCUUCUGCCCCUGUAUUCCCAUGUUUGACCUGGAGGGACGCCUGGGGGAGACGGGCCAGGGGCCUUCAGUGGGGUUUGACACACUCAGGGGAAUACUGAUAUCGCAAGGCAAGGAAGCUGCGUUUCGAAAGGUGGUUCAAGCCACCAUGGUUAGGGACCGUCAGCAUGGACCUGUGGUUGAACUGAACAGAAUUCAGGUGAAACGUUCCAGAAGUAAAGGAGGUUUAGCAGGACCGGAUGGCACCAAGUCCGUCUUCGGGCAGAUGUGUGCCAAAAUGACCUCCUUCAGCCCAGACAGCCUGCUCCUUCCACACCGUGUCUGGAAGGUCAAGUUUGUAGGGGAGUCUGUUGAUGACUGUGGAGGAGGGUACAGCGAGUCCAUAGCGGAGAUGUGUGAGGAGCUGCAGAACGGCCUGACACCGCUGCUCAUCGUCACCCCCAACGGAAGAGACGAGUCGGGAGCCAAUCGGGACUGCUUCCUCCUUAACCCAGCCGCCAAGUCGCCACUGCACAUGAACAUGUUCCGCUUUUUAGGUGUGCUCCUGGGCAUCGCAAUCCGCACUGGAAGCCCACUGAGCCUCAACCUGGCUGAGCCUGUUUGGAAGCAGCUGGCUGGCAUGAACCUGACAAUUGCUGACCUCAGUGAGGUUGAUAAAGACUUUAUCCCGGGGCUCAUGUACAUCCGUGAUAAUGAGGCUACAGCCGAGGAAUUUGAAGCCAUGACCCUUCCUUUCACUGUGCCAAAUGCUAGUGGCCAAGACAUUCAGUUGAGCUCCAAAUAUUCGCAUAUAACACUGGAGAACCGUGCAGAGUAUGUGAGAUUAGCAAUAAAUUACAGGCUCCAUGAGUUUGAUGAGCAGGUGUCCGCAGUGCGGGAGGGAAUGGCUCGAGUGGUGCCUGUGCCUCUCCUUUCACUCUUCACCGGAUAUGAGCUGGAAACCAUGGUGUGCGGGAGCCCGGAUAUCCCUCUCCAUCUCCUGAAGUCGGUCGCUACAUACAAAGGCGUGGAACCCACUGCCCCUCUUAUCCAGUGGUUCUGGGAGGUGAUGGAGUCCUUCUCCAACACGGAGAGGUCUCUGUUCCUCAGGUUUGUGUGGGGCAGGACCAGGCUCCCCAGGACCAUCGCUGACUUCCGAGGCCGUGACUUCGUUGUUCAGGUGCUGGAUAAAUACAAUCCCCCGGAUCACUUCCUGCCGGAGUCGUAUACCUGCUUCUUCCUGCUGAAACUGCCCAGGUACUCCUGCAGGCAGGUCCUAGAGGAGAAGCUGAAGUACGCCAUUCACUUCUGCAAGUCCAUAGACACGGACGACUACGCGCGCAUCGCCCUGACCGGGGAGCCGGCUGCUGACGACAGCAGUGAGGACUCAGACAAUGAGGACGCAGACUCCUUUGCCUCAGACUCCACACAAGACUACUUAACAGGGCACUGAGGAGACUUUCUCCCCACUACUGAAGGAAGCGCAUCAGUAACAGGGGAAUGCAAAGCUGCCACACAAACUGAUCCAAUAGUUUGUUUUAACUAUCCUUACCAAUUCAGAAAUCAUAGUUGUAUAAGAGUCCUGUAAAUGACGAUAUUGAAUUAGCUUUGAAGGCACUGUAACCUGAAGUAGGUUCUCCAUUUUUUUUCCUAAAAAAAGAAAACUGCACAGUUUAGCUUUUGUGUUUACUUAUGCCAUGUAAAUGUUUAUAUAUUAUUAUUACAAGAAGUGAGACAUCCCAAAAAGGGCAUUAAGCCUGGCACUGUGGUAGACUUUUCCCAUUAGUUUGUGAUCUUCACAUUAGUUUGUUGUAUAUUGAAGCUAAUGUGCAACAAAUGACUAGUAUUAGAGGUGCGGUAGUCUCUCAGUAAUUCAUUUUAGGGAUAAAUUGUCAAAUUUUGAAACCACCUUCUUGCCUUCUAAAAAAAAAAGUAAAAAAAUGUUUUACUGAAGCCCACUGAUCUUUCACUAAGUUUGGUAAUUUGAAAUUCAUAUUAAAUUGUGAUGAUUGUAAUAAACUUUGCUGGAGGAUUUGUUGUAAAUGCUUUUCCACUUCUGAAAUUCUUUAGACAGGGGCAUUGAGAAGAAUUGAUACACAGUCAAAACAUUUGGACAUUUCAUUUUUCUGUAGCCUUCUCAAUUCAGCUUUCUGAAAUUUCUUCCAGCUUGUGUCUUCUCUUUCUGUUACAGUGAUCCAAGCCUGUAGAAAUUUCAGAAAGCUGAACUGAGAAGGCUACAGAAAAAUGAACUGUCCAAAUGUUUUGAUUGUGUAUCAAUUCUUCUCAAUGUAAACAUUCUCUUUGAAUCACUGGGAGUCCUCACAAUUUCCCAAUGAGCGUAUUUUAUGUGGGAGAUCACUUUCUGGUGUAAAUUAUAAGGAAAAGGCUCAGUUCAGAGUUUUAACUCAAUGUAACAUCUCUGUUGGGAGGUCAAGGGAGUUUGACUUAAUUCAGGAAUCUGAAUAGUGUAGUGUUGGUGUACUUAAAAAAAAAAUCUUCUGGUUUUUACUGUUAAAAUCCCCAGCAUUUGAUUUGAAAAAGACUUAAUUUUGAACUCCUCAACCUGUCCUCAAAAGAUUACAUAUCAGCGGGCUGUUGGUUUCUUUGUCUCUUAGUACUCCAGCUGGGCAUUCCAUAUUCCAGUGAUGUUUGAAUAUGGGGAAAAAUCUGCUGUAAAAUAACUUUCCGCUUGAGACGUAGUGUGAAGGUUUCUUAGGAGAGACGAGUUCCUUGAAGUUACUGAGAGAUUAUUGCAUGUCAUUUGAUGGUAAUAGCAGUGUUUCUUUAUAAGAACUGUUCUUGGAUUAUGAUAGGAUCAGUAUUUCUCACUCCACAGACGUGAAACACCGCCCAGUGAUGUAUCAUUUUAGAAAGCUUGUGUGUCUUUAAUUACCUUCUCAAAUGUAUGUGUGCACUGUCGUCAUUCUGGAAUGUAUAUAAUAUGAUUGUCUCAUGUAUACACAAAGAGCGGCUCAUUUUCUGUGAAUAAAUUUAAUCCAAGAUUACCAAAA
Molecule: messenger RNA, 16098 nt
Organism: Lepisosteus oculatus (spotted gar)
Lineage: Eukaryota; Metazoa; Chordata; Actinopteri; Semionotiformes; Lepisosteidae
Source: RefSeq, a predicted model, not a curated record